GGAUUGUAAUUUGAUUUCUUAAAUGUUUCCUACACCAACAGGCCUCUUAUUUGUGUGAAAGAAGCCGAAGGUAUUUUGGUAAUGCAAUUCAUAAUAAAAAAGUCCAUAUAAUGGGAAAGGAUCAGUAAGCAAUGUCGAAGUCAGCACUAAAUCAGUUGAUAAACUUGAUUGCAAAAAAGAAAACACUCAAAUAGCAAAAAUAGAAAAACAUUGAGACACCAUAUAUAUGUAAUAUUCCAAUUAAUUUCUAUCUUAAAAAAGAAAAAUAAAAAUCCGAACCCGACUGCACCGGUGAAUUUGCCGUCUCUGUUUAAAAGCUGGCGGCCCCUCCAUCACUUAAAAGGGUUUUGCGCACUCAAUAGAAAUUGCAUAAGAGUAUUCAGGUUUUCCGAUUGCAUAUGGAGAAAGCUGAGGAAGAAGGAGAAAAAGAAUCAAACACUUCACUCUUUCCCAUAUUUGGUGUCUCGGCCACAAAUGCUCACAAACCCGAAUGGCUUUGCAACAGCAGCUUUACCACCAACAUCUCCGUCAUCAAUGACGCGGUUUCGUCUCUCCCGCAAGAUAAAUCUCCGAUAGAAUUAGACCAAGAACAAGAAGACGAAGAUUCAAAACUUCAACUGAAGCAGCCAUCAAACUAUCAAUUAAUAGAAGAAGAAGAAGAAGAAGCAGCAGCAGCAGCUGAUGAAGACGAAGAUUCUGAUGUUGACAGUGGCAGUGGGAGAAACAAGAAGAAAAAGAAAAGGGUAAAACGGGAAAAGAUAGAUAAAAAGAGAAAGAGGAGUUCAAGAGAUGAUGCUAGGGUAUCACAUUCAAAACAUUCUAAGGAAUAUUACUUUGAUUCCCAUGGAGACGCAGAUAAUUUGGUCUAUGCCUCUCUUUACAGAAUGGAUGUGCCCCGCUACAAACCUUUUAAUUCUACAAAAUUGUCUGCCCAUGGUCUGUAUCGAUCCAAUACAAGGAGCUUUACUCUUGAUAGAGAUGAAGAUAUUGAUGCAUUGGACAUUAAAGUUAAAUCAAAUGGUCGAUAUUGGUCUGCAAAAUAUGUAGCUCUCGAACACCAUAAGAAAUUAAAGCGUCUUCGGCUUCUUGCACCUGCAUCCAAGCAGCCUGUACUCAUUGAUUCUGAUGAUUUUAUUCCAUUUUCGGAAACUGAAGCAACUGGAAAAGGUUUAGUCUCAAGGUGUUCUUCUUCACUUGUUGAAGAGUCUUGGGAAGAUGAAGUACUACACAAGACACGAGAGUUCAACAUAUUGACUAGAGAGCAUCCUCAUGAUGAAAAAUUAUGGUUAGAUUUUGCGGAAUUUCAAGACAGGGUUGCAAAAAUGCAACCGCAAAAGGGUGCUCGCUUGCAGAUACUUGAGAAAAAGAUUAGUAUAUUGGAAAAGGCCGUUGAGCUUAAUUCUGAUAAUGAGGAAUUAUUGCUUGCUCUAUUGAAGGCUUAUCAGAGCAGGGACAAUACUGAUGUAUUAAUGGACAGAUGGGAAAAAGUACUUUUGGGUCAUUCAGGCAGCUCAAAGUUGUGGAGAGAGUACUUGCAUGUUUUUCAGGGGGAGUUUUCCAGAUUCAAGGCUUCUAAGAUGAGAAAGAUGUAUGCGCAUGCUAUCCAAGCUCUAUCUACUGCAUGCAACAAGCAGUCUAGGCAGGUUAAUCAAAAUGCAAAUCCUUCUGCUCUGGAUUCUGGUAUAGUUCAGCUAGAACUAGGAGUGGUUGAUGUAUUUGUUAGUCUUUGUCGGUUUGAAUGGCAGGCUGGUUACCAGGAGUUGGCCACUGCUUUGUUUCAAGCUGAAAUUGAAUUUAGUCUAUUUUCUCCUUCUUUACUUUUAAGCGAGCACAAUAAAUUGAGGUUGUUUGAGCACUUUUGGAAUGGAGAUGGCCCAAGAGUUGGAGAAGAAGGGGCCACUGGUUGGUCCUUGUGGCUGGAGAAAGAGGAGGAAAAUAGGCAAAGGAUUAUAAAAGAGGAGACUUCACAUGAUGAUGAGAGAGGUGGUUGGACUGGCUGGUCAGAACCACAAUCUAAAUGCAUGGAGACUGAUAAAAGCCAAACAACUGUUAGCAGUCAUGAUGUAGCCUCUGAGGAUUUCCAAGAGGAACUUGAGAAUGAAAACAACAAGCAAGAAGAUGACACGGAAGCAUUGCUAAAACAGCUGGGCAUCGAUGUGGAUGCUGGUCCUAGCAGUGAGGUUAAAGACACUUCAAUUUGGAUUAGAUGGUCUGAAGAAGAGUCAUCACGGGAUUGUAAACAAUGGAUGCCUGUACAUGGAAAUUCGGAUGCUAACGAGAUUGACAAAACAGACAGGACCUCUCAGAGUAUUGGGACGCCAGAUAGAGAAGCUGAUGAACAAUUUUUGAGAGUCGUAUUAUUUGAAGAUGUCAGUGAAUAUCUGUUUUCAUUAAGUACAGAGGAGGCCCGCUUAUCUCUAUUAUCUCAGUUUAUCGAUUUUUUUGGUGGUGAUAUGUCCCACAAGAUUUGCACAAACAGUUCAAGUUGGAGUGACAAAAUCCUUAGCCUAGAGGUGUUGCCAGAUUCUAUGAUACAGAGUUUGGCUUUAACUGGUAAUGCUUUGGUCUUCCUUUUGGGCAACUCAAAUGAAGAGUCCAAGCGAAGGGAUAUCAUGAAAUUUCUUCGUAAUGCUAUCCUGCUAUGUUUAACUGCUUUUCCGCGUAAUUACAUAUUGGAAGAAGCUGCUCUUAUUGCUGAAGAGUUAUCUGCUACAAGAAUGGACUCUUCUACCCCAUGUCGAUCUCUGGCCAAGUCCUUGUUAAAAAGUGAUAGACAGGAUGUCUUGCUUUGUGGUGUUUAUGCACAACGAGAAGCUGCUUCUGGUAAUAUAGAUCAUGCAAGAAAAGUUUUUGACAUGGCAUUAUCAUUGAUUGAAGGGCUUCCGUCGCAUAUACAAUCCAAUGCCGCUCUUUUAUAUUUCUGGUAUGCUGAAGUAGAACAUGCUAGUGUUUGUGGCGAUACUCGAGAAUCAUGCUCUCGAGCAUUGCAUAUUUUGUCUUGCUUAGGAAGCGGAGCAAAGUACAGCCCAUAUAAUUAUAAACCAUCAAGCCUGCAGUUGUUGAGGGCACAUCAAGGAUUUAAAGAAAAACUGAAAAUAGUAAAAUCAGCAUGGUUACGUGGUGCUGUAAAUGAUCAAUCUAUUGCACUAGUUUGUUGUGCAGCGUUAUUUGAAGAGUUGACAACUGGGUGGGCUGCAGGUGUUGAAGUUCUAGAUGAAGCUUUGACAAUGGUGCUUCCAGAAAGAAGAAGACACAGUUACCAGCUUGAGUUUUUGUUCAAUUAUCAUAUAAGAAUGCUUCUUAGACAUCAUAAGCAAUCAAGCUUGUCAAAAUUAUGGGAUUCCAUCUUGCAGGGGCUACAAAUAUAUCCUUGCAGCUCUGAACUUUUUAAGGUGUUGAUUGAGAUUGGGCAUCUUUAUACAACACCAAAUAAAUUGCGGUGGAUGUUUGAUGAUUACUGCCACAGGAAACCUUCAGUAAUUGUUUGGACUUUUGCAUUGUCUUUCGAGAUGAGCAGAGGAGGCUCCCAGCACAGAAUCCAUGGUUUGUUUGAAAGAGCAUUAGCAAAUGAGAGCUUGCGUAAAUCAGUCAUAUUAUGGCGUAUGUACAUUGCUUAUGAAAUUGACAUAGCGCAGAAUCCUUCUGCUGCCAGGCGUAUUUUCUUCCGAGCUAUUCAUGCCUGUCCCUGGUCCAAAAAACUCUGGCUUGAUGGUUUCUUAAAAUUGAAUUCCAUCUUGUCUGCAAAAGAGUUGUCUGAUCUCCAGGAAGUAAUGCGGGAUAAGGAGCUGAACCUGAGGACAGAUAUUUAUGAAAUCCUGUUGCAAGAUGAGCUUGUGUGAUUAUAAUUGCCGUUACGUUUAGCAGAAUUCUAUCAGAUUGUGCUUGUCGGGCAUCAAACAAAAUUGCCGGUGUAGAAAUGAGAGACGUCUCAAUUGGCAAAGCUCAUAAACUCCGGAGGAGUUUUACCACCUGAUCAUUAUUUGGCAAAAAGCUGCACUCCUGCUACAUCGCCUGUUCCUGGCCAUCUCUGCCUUCCUGGUUCGGCUUGGUGAAGCUUUUCAUUUCCAAAUGAUGUUUGUUAUCCCAACUUCUGUUGAAGAUGGUAAACUUGAGCUAGUCACAAGCCUUUCCUGGGUCAUGCAACUGUUUCCCUGAAAAAAGUUGGCCUGUAAAGUCGUUCAGUUUUAACAAAUUCUCUUGUUCAGAGAAUUACCAAAAAAAAGAAAACAAAACACCUAAUCUGUGCUUGUGCCUUAAAAUGAGUUUAUUAAUGUAAAUUUCUUGCCAUUUCAUUUGCAA
This is a messenger RNA of Ricinus communis (castor bean), 4299 nucleotides long. Its product is annotated as nuclear exosome regulator NRDE2. Gene Ontology annotation, molecular function: protein binding. Lineage: Eukaryota; Viridiplantae; Streptophyta; Magnoliopsida; Malpighiales; Euphorbiaceae. The coding region runs from base 399 to 3839 and encodes 1146 amino acids. Gene Ontology annotation, biological process: RNA processing; negative regulation of RNA catabolic process; regulatory ncRNA-mediated post-transcriptional gene silencing. The transcript has 11 exons. The record is from RefSeq and is a predicted model, not a curated record. Gene Ontology annotation, cellular component: catalytic step 2 spliceosome.